Molecule: messenger RNA, 2635 nt
Organism: Syngnathus acus (greater pipefish)
Lineage: Eukaryota; Metazoa; Chordata; Actinopteri; Syngnathiformes; Syngnathidae
Gene: oafa
Product: OAF homolog a (Drosophila)
Exons: 4
Coding region: 343-1146 (267 amino acids)
Source: RefSeq, a predicted model, not a curated record
UACCAGCCACCAACACACACGCACUCACACACACUAAAAGUUUGCAGUGUGGCGCUCGGAAGUGACGAGGCUGCUCAGAUCCACGCGUGAAAAGUUGGUGAGCGCAGAAUAACAACGUGCUACAAUCGGACCGGUGAGACAAUUUUAUAGAACCGAAAGCUUCUCAAUGGAAAAGAAAAAAAAAGGGGGGAGUCGUCACAACAAGUGAAAUGCAGUGAUUGAGCGCUUUUGCAAAAGCGGACCGCGUACGUGAUGUGAGGAGAAGAUUUUAGAUAUGAACGCACACAUCGGGAUUACGCCUCCGAUCUUGCAAUCUUUGGGUUGGCUUUUGCGUCUUCGGGGAUGUGUGCGAGCGCGACUAAGGUUCUGCUGCUGUUGCCGCUGCUUGUCGUCUGCGCCUUGGGACUGGGCUCCGAGCUGAGGGUUCGGGUCCGACUCAUCGACGGGCUGGUGACUGAGGAGGUCCUGGAGGCGGACAGCGAGAAGGACACCAUCUCGGUGGAGUUCAAGCAAGGAGACGGUACCCUAGUCACCUUUAUGGUUGACUUCAAACAGGAAGUAAAGAUAUUCCGAUCGCUAAUCCUGGGCGAGCUGGAAAGAGGACAGAACCAGUACCAGGCCCUGUGCUUCGUAUCCCGCCUGGGCCGCAAUGAGAUCAUCCCGAGCGAGUCCAUGGCCCGCCUCAGACAGAAAAACCCUCACGCCAUUCGUUUGGCGGAGGAGCGUCGCGGGCUGGAGCAGCUGAUCAUGAGCGCUUCCGUCAACGUCAGUCGGGCUUGGCGGCUGAGCGGCCACAUCCACAACAUGUGUGGUGAGGCCCACGAGGCCAUCUACACCACAGAGCCUGACGCCAAGCACUGGCUGGACAAAGGCUUUGAUGGCUCCAUGUUCGAGGCUCUGCCCUACACGUCGGUGGCACCUCAAUUCCAGGCCUGUCACGCCACUAAGGACCUGUGGCAGCCAUGUUUGUGCACGUACGGCCUGCGCCUGGAGUGGUACCCGUGCCUGCUCAAGUACUGCCGCAGCCGCGACACCACAGGCAAAGGCUCCACCUACAAGUGUGGCAUCAAAAGCUGCAGCAAGGGCUACCACUUUACGUACUAUGUUUCGCAAAAACAGCUAUGCCUCUGGGAUGAGGAGACCUAGUUAGACAGUAAUUUUAUAUGAUGAGUGAAACUGGAUCAGGUGGAGCUGCGGCGAGUUCCAGAUGUUGACGCUUGGAAAGAAAUUAAGGGAAAAAAACAAUCACUGUCAGCCAUAAAGUGAUUUUUGCCUUCACUUUGGAGGGAAAUUUGUCACCAGGGAUGAUAAAAACCAGCCAAAAAACGCUCAUCAACGAAGGAAAACUCGGAUGGGGAUGUGCCUUCAUCGGACUUGAGGAAAAACACUGCAGUCAUGGUUUCCCAAACUGUGGGUGGAGGCUCAAAAAUGGGCCCAGAGGGGAUUUAUUUUAGGGUUAAUCAAACAUACGACAAACAAUUAAGGUUUGUUGUAAUAAGUUAAUCUCUUGUGUUAAUUUAUCUACGAUAUUUUUUUUUGUGAGGAGUGGAGGAAAGCUUCCCAAUGCUGGAUUAUUUAUUUCGCUCGCAUAUGGAUUUUACUGGACUGUCUUUUUCUUUAAUUAUUUUAUCGUAACCUUUUAUUGAUGUCAUUUUUGCUGGGUUUUUUUUUAAGCAAGCUCAGUCAACCACGGGUACUCAAACCACAAAAAGUCUUCAAACUAAUCCUGCAACAUUUCCAUUUGUGACUUUUGUGUUUUCAAUCUUAUAAUAGGACACUUCGUUUGACCGCUUGAACCCAUCAUUUUCGGGCGUUGUUCUCGGCACUCACAUGAUUGUAAGUGUGUGUCGAAAUAAGCCAAAGUCAAAGGAAAGGUUGUCCAAAAGAAGGGUGUAAUGUUUCUGUGGGUGAAAAGAGGCUCCAUUCAGGAAGACCCACUGCAAUGUUGUCGCUCACAUUCUUACUAAACAGGAAUGUGGCCUUAGAGCUGCCUAUACUGCCACCAUGCGGUCAUUUCUAACAUGCUCAUGUUUACGUCAUCCGUUUCAAUGAAAUUUUGUUCUUUAUGCAGUUCAGCUCAGAUGUGUGCUCACUUAUCAUGUAUUGUUCAAUGAGAACUUCUUAAACUUGUGGGACCAAACAGAGCAAUAAUCAAACUUUAUCUCAGUCAUAUUGCGAAAGAGCCAAACAUUUAAAUCUGUGGAUUUUUCCAGAGAGCAAGUGCCUUAAUAUUUCUACCUUUGCUAUGUGUCUGUGUGUGUAGGUUAGCAUUUAAUAAGACCUACCAUGCAACUCUAAAAUUUAAUAAACCCACAACUGUACGUUUGUAUUAUAAUUGUCAUACAUUUAAUAUGGUGACAUUUUACCCAGCCCAGUCUAGCUCAACUUGUUUUUUUUUCUUUUUUUUGCGUGAAAGAGGUUUUAAUAUGACAUAAAUUUGUGAUAUAAGGAGGAAAUGAAGCCGUUAGCUAAUGUGCCAUUAAAGAGUUUCGUUUUAUAAGGUUUGUUUUAAAAAGAAUUUGCACUGUAUUGUCUUGAUUUCCCCCAUUAAGUAAUAUGGACAAGACUUAACCACCUCUCUACUGGAGUAAACCUUAUUAUUUUUAAUAAUAAAGGAUAUCUGUUUAUAUUUUUU